AUGACGUGGAAGGAAAUGUGCUCCAGGAGGUCUCUGGCUUCCUCCUUCCUGACAGGAUCUGUUGCAAAAUGUGAAAAUGAAGGGGAAGUCCUACAGAUACCAUUUAUCACAGACAAUCCUUGUAUAAUGUGCAUUUGCCUGAAUAAGGAAGUGACAUGCAAACGAGAGAAGUGUCCGGUGCUUUCCAAGGAGUGUUCUCUGGUCAUUAAGCAGAGAGGAGCCUGCUGUGAGCAAUGCAAAGGUUGCACUUUUGAAGGUAACAGCUACAACAGCUCUAUGAAAUGGCAUGCCCCAGCUAAUCCAUGUAUCACAUAUCAAUGUCAGGAAGGAGUGAUGACAGAAUCUGAGAUGCAGUGUGUUGUUCAUUGCAAAAACCCUUCUCAGCUGCCAGGAAUGUGUUGCCCGACUUGUCCGGGUUGUAUAUUUGAAGGUAGACAUUACCACGAAGGGAAGGAAUUCCAGCCUGAAGGAAACAAAUGCACCAAGUGUUCUUGUAUUGGAGGCAGGACACAGUGCGUACGAGAAGGCUGCCCCAUUCUGUCGUGUCCCCAGCAUCUCAGUCACAUUCCUUCUGGACACUGUUGCCCCAAAUGUUUAGGCCAGAGGAAAGUGUUUGACCUCCCAUUUGGAAGCUGCCUUUUUCACAGUGAUGUUUAUGACAAUGAAUCCUCUUUUGUUUAUGAUAAUUGCACUAUGUGUACCUGCAGGAAUUCUACAGUGGUAUGUAAGAGGAAGUGCUCGCCUCCUGGACAAUGCAAUAAAAGCAAGGAACGCUGCUGCCAGGAGUGCGUCUCAUAUGUCUCUCCUGAGGAACUGAAAGUGUGCAAAUUCGGGAAUAAGAUCUUUCGGGAUGGAGAGAUGUGGUCCUCUGUUAACUGCACCAUCUGUGCUUGUGUGAAAGGCAAGACAGAAUGUCGCAAGAAGCAGUGCAUUCCAAUCAACAGCUGCCCUCAUGGUAAGAUCCUGAAUAGAAAAGGAUGCUGUCCUAUUUGCACUGAAAAGCCUGGAGUUUGCACUGUAUUUGGAGACCCCCACUACAACACUUUUGAUGGAAGGACAUUUAACUUUCAGGGAACCUGUCAGUACGUUUUGACAAAAGACUGCUCCUCCUCUGCCUCGCCCUUUCAGGUGCUGGUGAAAAACGAUGCUCGUCGGACUCGUUCUUUCUCUUGGACAAAAUCUGUGGACCUUGUAUUGGGCAGAAGCACUAUCAGUCUCCAGCAGCACCUCACAGUGAAAUGGAAUGGGACCCGGAUAUCACUGCCUUGCAAGACUCCUCAGUUUCAGAUCGACUUAGAUGGUUACUUGCUGAAAGUGACAACCAAAGCAGGUUUGGAAAUCUCAUGGGAUGGAGACAGUUUUGUCGAAGUCAUGGCUGCACCACAGUUGAAAGGCAAACUUUGUGGCUUAUGUGGCAACUAUAAUGGGCACAAGAGAGAUGACCUGAUAGGGGGUGAUGGGAAUUUUAAGUUUGAUGUGGAUGACUUUGCUGAGUCCUGGCGUGUGGAGUCUAAUGAAUUCUGUAGUCGCCCACUGAAGAAGCCUGUGCCUGAACUGUGCCAAGGAACAGUGAAGGUAAAACUUCGGGCCCACCGGGAAUGCCAGAAACUUAAGGCUUGGGAGUUUCAGAAUUGUCACUCAAUGGUGGAUUAUACUACAUUUUAUCGGUCCUGUGUAACAGAUAUGUGUGAGUGUCCAGUUCAUAAAAACUGCUACUGUGAGUCAUUCCUUGCCUAUGCCCGAACCUGUCAGAGAGAAGGGGUGAAAGUCCAGUGGAAACCUGAACAACACUGUGCAGCAACCCAGUGUAAACAUGGUGCAGUGUAUGACACCUGUGGCCCGGGAUGUGUCAAAACAUGUGACAACUGGAAUGAGAUUGGUCCAUGCAAUAAGCCAUGUGUUGCAGGUUGCCACUGUCCAGCAAACCUAGUUCAUCACAAAGGAAGAUGCAUCAAGCCAGUUCUCUGUCCACAACGGUGACAUUAGUUCUAUUUCCAAGGACUUUAAUGUUGGUAUCUUUGAUACCUUUGAAGCUCACGGCCAAUGAAGGACUGCACUGUUUGUACGCAGAUUCUGCAAAGUACAGACAUGCUCAGUGUGUGUGUGUAUGUGUAUAUAUAUGUGUGUGUGUAUAUAUAUGUUUGUGUCUAUAUAUAUAUAUAUAUAUACACACACAGGCACAUAUAUACAUUUAUUUAUAUAUACAUAGACAUAUACAUUUAUUUAUAUAUAAAUGUAUACUGUGUGUGUAGAUACACAUCUGUACACCAAAUAUAAAUACAGCAUAUAUAUAUAUACACAUACAGAGAAAUAUACAUCUUUUAUGUAAACUAUAGAAGGAUGAAUUAUUUUAUGUAUAUUUUUUGCUAUAAAGUUUAUGUAUUAUUUGUAGGAUCCUAAUCUGUAAGCCAUUUGAGUCAUUGUACAAAUAAAACAGGUGUUUUUAAUAUAAUUUAGUAGCACAAAAACAUUGGAUGACUUUGCCAUUGCAUAAACUUGUUGUUGCCAAGAAAAUUUUACUAGGGCCAUUAUAUUGCCAGACUGGUUUAUCUUCAAUACAGAACCUAGAUUUACAGUUGUACAGGAAACACAUUUCUCUGGAAAUGGAGGAUUUAUCUAAGAAUAUUUCAUGCAUACCUCAAAGCUACCUAGUGAUUGGUGACAGUGCUUAAUGAAGCAGAGAGAGCUAGGGAUUGGCUUUCAUGCUUCAUUGAAUCACUGUAUAAAAUGACUUCCAAAACUGGAUUGGCCAACUGCCAAUAAGGAGAGAUUUGUUUUUGGAACAGAACCAAAGAAUCAAGGGCCAGAUUCUUAAAAAUGUUCAACAUCCAACAGCUCUCAUCAAAAAAAAUUGACCUCUUAUUUUAUAAACUAAAUAUCCUGUACAGAUUGUUAUAUUUGGCAGUAACAGGGAAAGAACAAUGAAAAAACUUCUUUAGCCCUUUUACCAUGUUUUAAAUCUUUAUUUUUGUUUCAUUGGUUCUUAGAAAUAUUAUUUAAUAAACAAAACCUAAAAGUGCACACAAAUAAAUGCAAUGUAAUUUUGAUGCGGCUUAGUACUUAAAAUAAUGUUGUAUCCCAUUUUUUAAAUAACUCAUUUAGUUAAUCAGAAUGUAUAGAACUCAAAGACAAAGAAUAGUGUACAAAAUGUUAAAUGAUAAAUGCUGGCAGCUCACCAGUUUCAUCUAUCUUCAUGAACUUGUAGGUUUGUGAAGUUUCAUUGACUGCUGAAAUCUUCCCAGUGGAGACUCAAUGAGCUGUGAUUCCACCAGACAUCAUAAUUUAUGCUGUACAGCUCUUUCAAUCCUAGGGGAUUUACACUUCCCUUGCCAUGGAAGCUUCCAGUAGGGCCUGAUCAAUGUGAGUCUUCAAUUGGUAUUUGAUGUGAACUUAUAAUGAAGUAAUUAUUUAUUUCCCCCACAGAGCUACUUCAAUAUAAUUGAAACUUCUCUAUCUUGAAUUGAAAUCGCACUUCAUAAUGCCAGGGGGAAAAAACCAGGACUUUAAUCUACUUCUCUUCGAUGGAAGCUUCACUGUGUCUGAAUUCACUCUGAAUAAAGGGGUGUAGCAGUCUUUAGUUAUAUAAUAUAAUUAUGGUGGUAAGCAGCUCUAACACAGCAUAAUCAUAUGCAAAAUGCUACACUAACAAAGCUAGGUCAAUAAUUCCAAAAGUUUUCCAUGAAUGUUUGUCUGAAAAAUUUAGAUUUGCCUUGGUCACUUCAUGAGCAUUUUGUGUUUACUUUUUCUGUGAACAUUCAAGUGAUUAAGUUUUACAGGUAAAAACACUUAUGGAAAGCAUAUUUCAAAGUGACACGUGAAAGUAUAUGUGGCAACCAAACAAUAAGGGCAUGUCUACACAGCAGGGCUAAAGCUAAAGCUAAAGCUACACAGCCCGGCUAUGUCAAUUACAUAGCUUAAGUCGAAAUAGCUUAUUGUGGCAUUUGGUGCUGUCUGCACAGCAGGAAGUCCGAC
Molecule: messenger RNA, 3972 nt
Organism: Pelodiscus sinensis (Chinese soft-shelled turtle)
Lineage: Eukaryota; Metazoa; Chordata; Testudines; Trionychidae
Gene: BMPER
Product: BMP binding endothelial regulator
Cellular component (GO): extracellular region
Molecular function (GO): protein binding
Source: RefSeq, a predicted model, not a curated record